AUGCCAACCAACUCGGCCAUCUUGCUGAUGCGCGCGUUCUGGUUUCCUUUGCAGAACCAGAAGCCAGGUGAUGAAGAGGCACCCGGAGAUGUGCUUCCUGAGGUCGGGGGUGGCGGAGGCGGAGGUGGAGGCGGAGGCGGAGGUGGAGACGGAGGUGGUGGUAGUCCUCCGUUGCCUGUACCGAUUGUGCUCGCUUCUUCGACGUCAACUUCACGAUCGACACGUCGUGCUCAGCCGCAGCCCGCUGGUCCUCAGGUUCCACCAGCCGAUCCUGAUGCACCGCCACCUGUUCCUAGUGCUCCACCGUCACGUAGGCCUCGACCUGUUCCGCCAAUGCCUCCUACAGCGGGCCCAACAAUGCCGCCUAUCCAGCGGCGCAAGGAGCUGUUCUGCACGGUGGGCAGCACUGCGGCCGAAUACAAGAUGUACCCGAUGGACGGGCUUUGCCAUUACCUCUUCUACACCCACGUGUUCAUCCACUCAAACUUCAGCGAAAUCCGGUCGACGCGCAUCGUCACCAGCUUCAACGUGUUCCAGGAACGCAUGCUAAAGUACAGGAAGACUCAAGGGGGGCUCUCCUUCGACGUGAGAGCGUCGAACCGUACGCUUGAGAACAGGGCGACCGGUUCGCUGACGUUGCUGAAGCAGAAGAACAUCGUGCACUACGGCUCUCUCAACGUCAUCGACAGGAUCGGCACCCUUGCAGACCUCGUGGCGCGAGCUUUAGCUCUCAUAAAGGACCUCAAGAAUUUCCAAGCGGGCGACCCCACGAAGAGAACCGUGAUCGCCAUUGGCGGGAUCGGUUAUGGCAGCCCGGCCGCGUGGAGCCAGUACAAGGAGACAAUCAAGCAAGCCGCGGCUGUGGGCUCCGGAGUCGACACCGUGAUCGCCAUUUCCUCGGUCAGCAGCUGGCUCGAGCUCACGCCCAAGUGCAAGACCCUGCCCCCGGCCAUCAUCACGGCCUCCAACAAGGACUACCCGUCUCUGGUGAUCUGA
Messenger RNA from Dermacentor silvarum, 996 nucleotides. Its product is annotated as formin-like protein 2. The transcript is spliced from 6 exons. The record is from RefSeq and is a predicted model, not a curated record. Bases 1 to 996 code for a protein of 331 amino acids. NCBI's taxonomy places the organism in Eukaryota, Metazoa, Arthropoda, Arachnida, Ixodida, Ixodidae.